Dovyalis caffra is the source of this 462-nucleotide messenger RNA. Lineage: Eukaryota; Viridiplantae; Streptophyta; Magnoliopsida; Malpighiales; Salicaceae. The record is from the annotation of a GenBank genome assembly.
AUGUGUUCAUCUUUCUCUUUCACGGUUGCCUUAGCCUAUUGCAGACGAGGAGAUCGAACAUGGAUUGAUAUAAGCGGAGAAUUGCUGUUAGUACACUGCCAGAAAUACCUUAACCCUAAUACUGGUAAUGGCAAAGCUAGUAGCUUUGAAGUAUACAAAUUCAAUACCAACGUCAAGCGGCGGGAUCCUGUGACGAGUUUGGGUGAAUACGCCUUGUUCUUAGGACGUGGCCAGUCAUUUGCUUUGUCGGAGCUUAAAGUAAGCGGCAUGAAAGGGAACCACAUAUAUUAUGCAGAAGAUUUCACUGAUCCUUGUUCUAUCAGAAAACUUCGACCAUGUGACGGAGAUAAUGAAAUAAUUGUAUACAGCUUAGAAAACUCAAAUCUUGAGUUUCUCCAGAGUCCAUUCCCAUCAGAAAAACCAUAUGGAAUGUGGUUCACCCCAAGCUUGGGUGGGAGAUGA